AUGCAGUUUAUUAUAAAUAACUGGAAGUCGCGUGUCGGCGGACCUGUGGAUGCCAGUGCUUUUUUGAAAUCGUUACGUUCCUCCCGGUCACCUGCGAAGGAGAAGGAAAUGCUAAUCGAUGUAUUCGACGACUGGGAUGUUUUAACCAACACUUGGUUUGAGGUUGCAGACUGUGCAAGCUUUAUUGAGGAACUUUCAGAAGACAAGACGUUCCCAGCACGACAGAAAGCCGCACUUUUGGCGUCAAAAGUUGCUUUCUGUCUAGAGGAUUAUGAAAAUGCGUUGAACUUCGCUCUUGCUGCAGAAACUCAUUUCAAGCUCACUCCUAGACCAAAGUCAAAAACAGUGGGAGAGAAAGAUGAUGAGUAUGUAAACAAAAUUAUCGAGGUCGCAAUUGAUUCUUACAAGAAAAUUAAAGCCAGUGGGGAGAAGGCAGAUGCUCGUUUGGAAGGUCUAAUUAACAGAAUAUUCCAGCGCAAUUUGGAAAAGAACGAGCUCCUUUAUGUAAUAGGUCUUGCACUGGAUACUCGUCGUAUCGAUAUGGUUGAGAAAGCAGUUAUGAAAAGCACUGAAUCACACGUUUUACUUCUUGAGACGAUUCAAAAAGUCACUACGGCUAAGAUGGAUGUACAACUGCGUACACAACUUCUUGAUGUACUUGUAAGACUUUUCACCAGCAAUAAACAUGCAGAUUUUGUGGCUAUCUGUCAGACCGGUGAUCUUAUUGCCUAUCAAAUUGCUUUCGAUCUUUAUGAGAACGCCUCGCAGCAGUUUAACACUCAAUCGGCUGCGAUGUCUCGGCUUAAAGCUAUUCUGCGCGGUGAAGAGACGGUGAAGCACCAUAUGCAGUUCCUAAUUAAAAACAAUCAUACGGAUAUGUUGAUUUUAAAGGAGAUGAAAGACUGUGUUAGGACAGCUACUGCCCACAAUGCCACGUUGAUGGCAAACGGGCUCAUGCAUUUAGGAACCACUUGUGAUGAUUUCUUGAGAGACAAUCUUGAUUGGAUCAGUAAAGCCACUAACUGGAACAAGUUUAAUGCCGUAGCUACCUUAGGUCUCAUACACAAGGGUCACGAGUCCGCGGCAAUGAAGCUACUUGAUCCAUAUCUUCCUAAGAGCGAGCCUGAUCAAUACGGCUUUAAAGAAGGCGGUUCAUUGUUUGCUCUAGGGCUAAUUCAUGCCAAUCACGGAACUGCAGACUGUAUCAAGUACUUGCGUGAACAGCUUUCAGCCGCUCAGACCUCAGCAGUUCGUCAUGGUGCAUGCCUUGGACUUGGACUUGCUGCAAUGGGUACACAGAACCAGGAUGUGUAUUUACAACUUCGCGAUGCGCUUUAUCUGGAUGACGCUGUAACGGGGGAAGCGGCAGGGCUGGCUAUGGGCCUUGUGAUGGUUGGCAGUCUUAAUUCUGCUGCAUUUCAAGACAUGGUGCAAUACACAUGUGACACCCAGCACGAUAAAAUCCAGCGUGGACUUCGUACUGGUAUUUCGUUAUUGGGUUACGGACGUCAAGAUGAAUCCGAGUCUUAUAUAUCUCAGCUGAUCGAUGUUAAAAGCAAUGCAAUGCUUCGUUCAACAGGGAUCGCGUUAAUGUCCAUGGCAUAUGUUGGUAGUGGACGUGCCAAUGUUGUUUCAAGACUUCUUGAGAAGGUAGCUACCGAUCCAAAUAACGAUGUCAAGAGGUUUGCCGUCAUGGGUAUUGGUUUCUUACUCAGCAACAGCCCUUCCAUCUGCAAAGAUUACGUUGGGAUGCUCGUGGAGCACUUUAAUAGUCACAUACGGUAUGGAGCAGCUAUGGCACUCGGUAUCGCAUGUGCAGGAACUGGCUAUAAGGAAGCGAUUUCGCUGCUUGAACCACUACUCUCAGCAAAGGAAAACUACGUACGACAAGGAGCAGUUAUAGCACUGUCAUUUAUCUACGUGCAACAGACUGAUGUCGGUUGUCUAAAGGUUGGAGAGUUUCGUAAACAACUUGCGAAGAUGACUACAGAGAAAGGUGAAGAUUCCAUGGCGAAAUUCGGAGCUAUUAUUGCACAGGGAAUUCUUGAUGUCGGGGGACGUAAUAUGACCAUCUCACUUCAUAAUCGUUCUGGUACAAUAGACAUGGGCGGUGUUGUUGGCAUGAUGACAUUUCUGCAGUUUUGGUAUUGGCAUUCCAUGGUGCCACUUAUUUCACUAGCAUGUAAACCGACAUGUUUGAUCGCUCUCACAAAGGAUCUUCAGAUGCCGAAGGUCGAGUUCAAAUGUAACGCCAGGGCUUCAUUAUUUGCCUAUCCUCCACCUUUGGAGUCAAAGAAGAAGGAGGAACAUGAGAAGGUUGAGACCGCUGUUCUUUCCAUUACGCAUAAGAAGAAAAUGGCCAAAAAAGGUGAGGAGAAGAUGGAAGUGGAUGAGGAACCGAAACCUGCUAAAGAGGAAGAGAAAAUGUAUUCCAGAAAGCCGAUACCUGAUAACGAAGCUGCUACUCAUAUGAUUGAGAAUCCAGCGAGAGUAGUCCGCCUUCAGCUGAAGACGCUUUCAGUAGUGGAGAACUCAAGGUACAAACCAGUGAAACCGAUCACCUACGGCGGGAUUAUAAUGUUACUAGAUAGGACUCCAGACGAGAAAGCAGAAUUGGUUGUCCAGGUCUGUUAUUACGAAUCAAUAAAUGAUUUUCUAUAA
Messenger RNA from Angiostrongylus costaricensis, 2661 nucleotides. The record is from the annotation of a GenBank genome assembly. Lineage: Eukaryota; Metazoa; Nematoda; Chromadorea; Rhabditida; Metastrongylidae.